Molecule: messenger RNA, 1374 nt
Organism: Solenopsis invicta (red fire ant)
Lineage: Eukaryota; Metazoa; Arthropoda; Insecta; Hymenoptera; Formicidae
Exons: 3
Coding region: 1029-1313 (94 amino acids)
Source: RefSeq, a predicted model, not a curated record
ACGACACUUAUAAUGCAAAUUGAUUUGAAUUAAUUUUGCUUUCAAAAUCUUUUAAUUAAAUUGAUACUUUGUACUGUAUUUACAACGGAUGGCCAAAAUGUAUACUCCUUGUCAUCAGUUAAUCAUUGUUUCGGUACUAUAAUCAAGCCAUUGUUCAAUAAAAUUAUGUAAAAUAUGUCGCUUUUUUCUUUUUCUAAAAAAGAUGAUAAAAAUAUGUGCGCAUGCUGCUAACAUUUUGCUUAUUGGACUAUUUCAUACAAUGUAGUACUUACCAAUACGACAUUCAUAAUGCUAAUUGAUUACAUUACAGUACUUAAUUACUAUUAAUGUACUACUAUUAUAAUUAGCCUACGCUGCAGAACAUGUGACCACGUGGCAUUAGAUAUUAUAAAUACGUAGCACCGUAUUUCUAGAUUUUUCCUUUGUCGAACGGAAUUUCACUGUGUACAUACUACUAACUAGCUUAUGCUGAACUGUGCUGAACAACGUGUGUCACGUGUGUGCUGAGCAGCCAAGUGUAGUGUUGCCUUUACCAGCCAUGCGCUGGCCGCGCUGUCCAUGGAGGGGACUAGCUCCCAGUGAUAUCGUUGAGGCGCCAAUUUGAACCACCGAGUGCAGAAGAAACUGCACCCGCUGGUGGAGAGAGAAUGCCGCGGGUGCUGUUCCUUCUGCACUCGAUGGCUGCAAAUUGGCGCCUCAACGGCAUUACUGCUAGCUCCCCUCCAUGGACAGCGCGGCCGGCGCAUGGCUGGUAAAGGCAACACUACAUUGGCUGCUCAGCACACACGUUGUUCAGCAUAGGCUACUUAUGGCUCUGGCAGACCAGCGCGAUUUGCGACACGCGACGCGCGAUUAUCCAAUAGGCGUUUACAAUUUUUUGAAAAGACGUACGCCUAUUGGAUAAUCGCACGUCGCGUGUCGCAAAUCGCGCUGAUCUGCCAGAGCCAUUAGUAGUACACAGUGAAAUUCCGUUCGACAAAGGAAAAGUCUAGAAAUACGUUUCCACGUAUUUAUAAUUAAUUAGCAUUAUGAGUGUCAUAGAAAAAGUACAGAAAAAUGACAAAUUUUACAUAGUUUUACUGAAGGAUGGCUUAGUUACAGUACCGAAACAAUGGUUAACAAAUGACAAGAAAUAUACAUAUUGGCCAUCUGAUAUAAACAUAGCACAACGUAUGAAUUUAAUUAAAUCUUGUGCCGAAGUAAACUUAGAAUGGGAAAAAUACGAGAUAGAAUGUAGAUAUGGAACAGCAGAAGCAUUAUACCUCCUCAUCGUGAUAAUCUUUAUACAUUGGUCUGGGACACCCUGUAUAUAAAAUUAUAAUACGUAACUUACAUAAAAUGCUUUUCGUAAGUGAUUAUAUUUCAUAUAUGAUU